GCAUGCUACCCAGUGGGGAAUAUGGCAAAUUUGUCAUCAACAAGCACCUCGGCCGCAUCGAGUCUGCUCCAGAGCCGAUGCUUCUCUAUAUGGAAGCACUGCUGCACGCAUAUACAUCUUCGCCGUUCCCAGACCCUCUCACUAGACGGGCUGGCACCGAGGAGGCAUUACAAUGGUUAAGCUCCGGGAUCUGUCAACCCUGGUCUCCCCUUCAUGGCGGACCAGUCCAAGUACUAUUCCAGAUCGCGUAGCUCAGUCCACGGCAUGAUUAUUAUCCAACCGACCUCAAAGUCAUGAAAUCCGAUCACUGGGACAUGAUCUUAACGGAAGGUGUACAGCAUGAAUUGUUCAGACCUAUUGCGGAACAAAUUCUGUCAAUCUCGGC
Molecule: messenger RNA, 385 nt
Organism: Colletotrichum godetiae
Lineage: Eukaryota; Fungi; Ascomycota; Sordariomycetes; Glomerellales; Glomerellaceae
Exons: 1
Source: RefSeq, a predicted model, not a curated record